AACCUCCAAAGUAUCACGGAGCCAGCUCCGUAUGCUCCAACUGUCUCAACACCACCACUGGCAAUCUCGAGACAUCCGUGACAGCCUCCAGUCCGGCGGCACCAGCACCCCUGACUCGAGUAACUUUACCAGAGCUAUAUAAUCACCUCCCCGAAACCAGAAAUAUGAUGGAGCAAGCAACGAUCGUCGCAGCAAGCAGCUUCAGCCGGUCACCAUGAACUCUCUUCUCACUGCCCUGUCAGUGCCGCUGCUGGCAGGUCUGGCUCAAGGCUACGCCGAUCCCGGCUCCUGCUCCGGCUCCUGCAACGUCCAUGACCCAGGCCUGAUUGUCAGAGAGUCGGAUGGCCUGUACUUCCGCUUCUCGACGGGUAAUGAGAUUUCCUAUGCCUCUGCCUCUUCCAUCGAGGGUCCCUGGACCGCCAUUGGAUCUGUGGUGCCGGCGGGAUCCAAGAUCGACCUCGACGGAAACACCGACCUCUGGGCUCCGGACUUGAGUUAUGUGGAUGGAACCUACUAUUGUCUGUAUUCUGUCUCGACCUUUGGCUCGCAAGACUCCGCCAUUGGGGUUGCCUCCUCGACCACGAUGGAGCUGAACACCUGGACCGACCAUGGUUCCGUGGGCGUCGCCUCCUCUUCGUCGAAGGACUACAACGCCAUCGACGGCAACCUGCUGAUCGACGGUGACUCCUACUAUCUGCAGUUUGGCUCCUUCUGGGACGACAUUUACCAGGUCGAGAUGGCCUCCCCCCUCAAGACGGCCGGGUCCGCCUCGUACAACAUCGCCUACAAUGCGACGGGCACCCACUCGGAGGAAGGGUCCUAUCUGUUCAAGUACGGCAGCUACUACUACCUCUUCUUCUCGUCGGGCAUCUGCUGUGGCUACGACACCUCCCGUCCGGCCCAGGGCGAGGAGUACAAGAUCAUGGUCUGUCGCUCCAGCUCGGCGACCGGGGGAUUUGUGGACAAGAAUGGCAACUCCUGCACGGAGAGCGGUGGCACGAUUGUGCUCGCUAGUCACGGCACGGUCUAUGGACCUGGUGGACAGGGCGUGUACGACGAUCCGACCCAUGGCCCGGUGCUCUACUACCACUACGUCGACACAACUAUCGGGUAUGCGGAUGAUGAGAAGCUGUUUGGUUGGAACACGAUCGACUUUUCGAGUGGCUGGCCUGUUGUGUAGUAGAGGGCGGACUGAAGGAGGGAGGAGGGAUGCUUGAUGCAGGGCUUGUAUAUAGGAUGAUGGGAGGUACAGAUGUAAAUAAAGUCACUGCUUGUGACGG
Aspergillus saccharolyticus JOP 1030-1 is the source of this 1280-nucleotide messenger RNA. Its product is annotated as arabinan endo-1,5-alpha-L-arabinosidase. Gene Ontology annotation, biological process: carbohydrate metabolic process. NCBI's taxonomy places the organism in Eukaryota, Fungi, Ascomycota, Eurotiomycetes, Eurotiales, Aspergillaceae. The record is from RefSeq and is a predicted model, not a curated record. The transcript is spliced from 4 exons. Gene Ontology annotation, molecular function: arabinan endo-1,5-alpha-L-arabinosidase activity. Bases 215 to 1180 code for a protein of 321 amino acids.